This is a messenger RNA of Lates calcarifer (barramundi perch), 1316 nucleotides long. It is a transcript of the gene p2ry11, whose product is annotated as purinergic receptor P2Y11. The record is from RefSeq and is a predicted model, not a curated record. Lineage: Eukaryota; Metazoa; Chordata; Actinopteri; Centropomidae. Gene Ontology annotation, cellular component: plasma membrane. The coding region runs from base 209 to 1132 and encodes 307 amino acids. The transcript has 2 exons. Gene Ontology annotation, biological process: calcium-mediated signaling; cellular response to ATP; G protein-coupled receptor signaling pathway. Gene Ontology annotation, molecular function: G protein-coupled ATP receptor activity; neurotransmitter receptor activity.
GCCCUCCAUACUUCUAGCACAUUUCACGCCUGAAGUCACAGUGAUUGUCGCUGAGUUUUUUCAGAAUUACAGACAACACAGGAAAUGAACACUUAGGGGUUUGCUUCACAGAACAGUGCACUGGUGAAAGAGUCUUCCUUUUGAUACUGCAGGGUACAAACUGUAUGAAAGCAUCUUCAUAACUGAAUAACUUUCAGCUGAAAGCAAGAUGAUGGAUGAUUUCUCUCGCUGUGAGAAGUUCCAAAUGUCCCUGCUGCCCUCUGUGUUUGGGGUCGAGUUCAUCGUUGCCCUGGCAGGAAAUGCGUUUGCCCUGUGGCUGCUGGUGGUCAGGGAGAGAAGAAACUGGCACACCGGCGUCGUCCUGUCUUGUAACCUGGCCGUCAGUGACCUGCUCUACGUCAUGACCCUGCCUCUGCUGAUCACCUACUAUUCAAUGGAGAAACAUUGGGUGUUUGGAGAGGCUGCGUGUAAAAUCGAGAGGUUCCUUUUCACCUGCAACCUGUACGUGAGCAUCUUCUUCAUCAUGGCAAUAAGCGUGAACCGAUGCGUCGCCCUGGUGUGUCCCUUCUUCACCCGGUCCCACGUGGAGCCUGUGCACAUCAAGGCCAUCAGCGUCAUCAUCUGGACGAUUGUAGGAGCCAUUUCCUGCCCUGCGUUGAAAUUUGCCACAGUUUGUGAGAACCUCAAUAAGACUCAGUGUGUGUCCUACUAUGAAAAGAAUGGGGAUGCAAACAGUCACUUCUAUUACAAAGUGUUUCUGGCUGUGUUUGGGUGUCUCAUUCCCUUUCUGGUCACUUUCACUUCUUACUGUGUGGUGAUUUGGGUGGUUUAUAAAAAUGUCAGUCUGACCACACUGGAGAAACGCAAGGUAGCUCUGCUGGUUGUGUCAAUGCUCGUGCUGUAUGCUGUUUCCUUUGUGCCUUACCAUUUCUUUCAGCUCUAUCACUUCUAUCUGAGAAUCCAAAACACAGUCAUCUGUUGGGUCUAUAACAUGUACCAAGUGUCCAAGGGACUGGCAGUUCUGAAUAUGUGCAUCCACCCAAUCCUUUACAUGGCUUUGUUUGACAGUAUAAGAGUUGCUUGUUGUGGGAAGAGUGCAGAGGACAACAGUGUUGCAGUAAUGAGGAAGUAGAGCUGCUGUACGAGAAGCACAUCCUUAUUUCAUGUUGAAAACUCUUGAUUCUACACAGAAAUUCUUUCUACAGGAGAUCUUGCUGUAAGUCUUGACCUGUUUUUCUAACUGCCAAAAGUUACUGUUCUGUAUUAUUAACUUUAAUACAUAAUCUUUUUUUAUAAUAAAACUUUUUGAAUUUGAA